AUUAUUACAUACAGCCGGCGUAAUAUUGAAACUUUGAUCACAGGGGGGUGGAAGGAGAGCAGUUAAACAAUCAUGAUCCACAAUAGUUCAUGUUACAUGACUUUGCCUACUGCAAGCUGUUUUCAUUGUUUGGAAAAGAAAAUCAGAGAAUACUGUCCAUGUGCUCAAUUUUUCACUUGAUUUUAAACUUAUUUAAGCAGAACUUUGCAAAGAGAAUGGAUGAUUUUCUGUAACAACAUAACUUCAUCAGAUGUUACGUAGGAAGGUUAAAAGAGAGCUCGGGAGUUCUGAUCACGAAGAGGCUGUUGAGGCUGUAGCCAAGAAGCAUGGCCGUCUCACCACCGAACGUUGUGAGGACGAUGAUGAUUUAGAAAAUCUUGUAUUUGGCUACCAACACCAUCUUGAUAACGAUAUACAGGAGAAACUGUAUAAUUUAAAUCAAGAAGGACAUAUUCUGGAAGAGAAAACACCUGCAUGGGUUGAUGAAGAUGAUUCUAAUGUCAGGGUUGACAUAUCUUCAGCAAACCGAUUAAAGAAAUUUAAAGAUGGAGAUGAUGAUACUAUUUCUGGUGAAACAUUAAAGAAGAAAUUAGAAACACAAUUUAAAAAAAUCUAUGGUGCUCCAGCAUGGCCAAGUCAAACAUUAACAAGCGCUAAACAGUCAGGAGAUCAGGAAGAUAGCCAGGACGAAAACGAGAUACUCCAGCAUGCAGGAUAUUUGAUUUCAAAGAGCACAGAGCAUCUUCCAAAAGGAAUAAUUGAGAUUGGGAAGGUUAAGGAUGCUAACUGCUCCAAACCUUUUGAUGCUGUUGUUAAAUGUGUGGAGUUUCAUCCAAGUUCAAAAAUUAUACUUGUUGCUGGAUUGAAUAAUAAAUUGAAUAUAUUUCAGGUGGAUGGAAAAGCCAAUGCUAAUCUCCAAACAAUACAUUUAAAUGGUUUUCCUAUUCAUACUGCCCAUUUUAUUGAAAGUGGCAAGCAAGUCAUUCUUGCUUCAAAAAGGAAACAUUUUUAUUGCUAUGAUAUGGUGAAUGGAAGGGUGACUAGAAUUCCAGAAAUAAGAGGGAAGGAGGAGAAACAUUUUUCAAAUUUCAUUGCAUCCCCAGAUGGAAAAUAUUUAGUGUUUCCUGGAAAGAAUGGUUAUAUUUACUUGUUGUCCAGCAAGACAAAGCAGUGGAUAGCGGACCUCAAGAUGAAUGGCUCUGUGACUACAAUUGCAUUUUUUGCAGAUGGAAAACAAAUGAUAACUGCUGGUGGUGAUGGUGAGGUGUACAUUUGGGAUAUGAAGUCUAGGAGAUGUCUUCAUAAAUUCAAAGAUGAAGGUUGCAUAAUAUCGACUGCCCUUGCUGUAUCACCAAAUGGUCAAUAUAUUGCUUGUGGGUCUGAUUCUGGAGUUGUGAAUAUAUAUGACAAACAAUGUUUUGACAAAGAGUUCCCAAAACCUAUAAAAACAGUGAUGAAUCUGACAACCCAGAUCAGUAAACUGAAGUUCAAUAGUACAAGUGAAAUCCUGGGAAUGUCGUCAAGAUCUAUUAAGAAUGCCUUCAGACUGCUUCAUGUACCAUCGCUAAGUGUGUUUUCCAACUGGCCAACGUCAAACACUCCAUUACGAUAUGUUGAGACAUUUGACUUUUCACCAAGAAGCGGUUAUAUUGCAAUUGGAAAUGAUCGUGGUCGAGCGUUGCUUUUCAGACUAAAUCAUUAUAUGGACGCCUAGUUCAGAGCAAGGGAUCAGAUGAAAUUGAGGCCAGAUUUUUGAGACAAAUAUUCCCCAGGAGCCACCCAAAAAAGAGGAUAAAGUAAAAUCGGGAUUUGGUGAUGGCCAACAAAUAAAAGCGUCUUAUGGCACAUGCGGAUACGACAAUGAGGAGUGCCAUCGUCUGUAUGAAACAAGCUGAGAAGUUAUCAGCUUCAACAAACUGUAGUCUAAAGGCUCUUUAAAACGCUCUGGAACGCUCUUGAAAAUCGCUAAUUUUAAGCGUUCGUUCUGAGAAAGGGAUUGUUUUUUUAAUACACUAAACAGAAAUGUCUAAUAGAAAGUGCUGCUAUUGGAUGGGAGUUGGGCUAUGUUGGAAUUGCAUUUCAGCUUCAUUAAAUUGAUCAUGUACCUC
Molecule: messenger RNA, 2108 nt
Organism: Dendronephthya gigantea
Lineage: Eukaryota; Metazoa; Cnidaria; Anthozoa; Malacalcyonacea; Nephtheidae
Product: U3 small nucleolar RNA-associated protein 18 homolog
Exons: 13
Coding region: 251-1714 (487 amino acids)
Biological process (GO): rRNA processing
Cellular component (GO): Pwp2p-containing subcomplex of 90S preribosome; small-subunit processome
Molecular function (GO): protein binding
Source: RefSeq, a predicted model, not a curated record